GCUGACCAGCUUUCUGAAGUGGGACCUCAACGAGAAGACACAAAAUGGCAAUAGAAAUGUCAGUGAUCAGUGUGGGAGCUGUGUUUUUAGUUGUGUUUCUGUUAAUAGUGCUGAUUUGCACUUCUGGUCAGAGAGACAAAUGUGUACAGGAAGACCAAAAGGACAGUAAGAGUACAGCCGCUGAAUCCAGGCUGCUGCAGUAUCUCUAUCAAUUCCUUCCCCGCACAUCGGCUCCUUCCCUCCCAGGUCCUCCCAGCCUCUUUCUCAUAGGAAAUAUGAUGGAGCUGACACAUGACCACCUGCCAAUUCAUCUGACAAAUCUGGCACAGCGGUACGGAAACAUCUACCGCCUUAAAUGUGGACACACAACCAUGGUGGUACUUAAUAGUACUGACGUCAUUAGAGAAGCACUGGUGAAAAAAUGGUCAGACUUUGCUGGGAGACCAGGUUCAUACACAGGUGAUAUUGUGUCUGGGGGAGGGCACACCAUCUCUCUGGGGGACUAUAAUGAGGAGUGGAGAGCACAUCGUCGUCUCGUCCACAGUGCUCUGCAGCGUUGCUGCCAGCAAUCAUUGCAUGACGUGAUCGAGAGACAGGCACUGCAUCUGAGAAAGGUUUUGAUGGACUAUCAAGGACGAGCUGUAGAUCUCUCAGAGGAUUUCACAGUGGCAGCCAGUAAUGUCAUAACCACUUUGACUUUUGGCAAAGAAUAUGAUAAGAGUUCUUUGGAGCUGCAGCAGCUGCACAGCUGCCUGAAUGAGAUUGUUGCUCUGUGGGGCUCCACUUGGAUCUCUGCUCUGGACUCCUUCCCACUUCUCAGAAAAUUACCCAAUCCUGUGUUUUCCCGUCUCCUGAAAGAGGUGGUCAAGAGAGAUGAAAUUAUAAGAAAACAUCUCAACAAUUACAAGUCACAAGACAAAAUAAAUGCGGACGCCAUCACUGGUUCGCUCCUCCAGGGCCUUGACAAACAGCAGAGCGCAGAACAUGGAGUGCUUCUGACAGAUAUUCAUGUUCACAUGGCCACUGUGGACCUUCUCAUCGGGGGAACCGAGACCACUGCAGCCUGGCUGAACUGGACUGUGGCUUUCCUCUUGCACAGACCAGAGGUGCAGACCAAGGUGUAUGAGGAGUUGUGCACAGUGCUAGAGGGACGAUACCCAAAGUACAGUGACAGACACAGACUUCCUGUCCUGUGCUCUCUCAUUCAUGAAGUGCUCAGACUCAGGCCUGUUGCCCCGCUGGCGGUGCCACACAGAGCCAUCAGAGACAGCAGUAUUGCAGGUUACUUCAUUCCAAAGAACACAGUCAUCAUUCCUAAUCUGUUUGGAGCUCACCAUGAUCCUACAAUUUGGACUGACCCGUACAGCUUCAAACCCGAGCGUUUUCUGGAAGGAGGAGGAGGCUCCACCCGUGCUUUGAUCCCUUUUGGAGGGGGUGCUCGGCUCUGCCUGGGGGAGUCUGUUGCCAAGAUGGAGCUCUUUCUGUUCACCGCCUACUUGCUGAGAGAUUUCCAGUUCAUCCCUCCUGAGAGCGAGGCCUCUCUGCCCGACCUGAAAGGAGUUGCUAGUGUUGUGCUCAAGGUCAAGUCCUUCACAGUUAUAGCACGUCCAAGAGCUGUGACUAAACCAUGAACUUCAGAGGGUGCACUGCUUACUUGUUGUUGUACUUUUGUGUGCAAAUAAAGGAGUUUUUAAAAACCUUUACAUGUUAAAAUA
Molecule: messenger RNA, 1715 nt
Organism: Larimichthys crocea (large yellow croaker)
Lineage: Eukaryota; Metazoa; Chordata; Actinopteri; Sciaenidae
Gene: cyp21a2
Product: cytochrome P450, family 21, subfamily A, polypeptide 2
Exons: 12
Coding region: 45-1631 (528 amino acids)
Biological process (GO): progesterone metabolic process; hormone biosynthetic process
Molecular function (GO): steroid 17-alpha-monooxygenase activity; iron ion binding; heme binding
Source: RefSeq, a predicted model, not a curated record